AGCCCCGUGCAUUUCACGCCGCCACUGAUGAAAUGUCUACGCAUAAGGAAGUAUAUCUUAAAACAUAACUUUUGCAGGCCUCCUUCCUGUUUGUUACAACGUUAGGAUCUACAUAUAUACAGUCUGCGUAAAUAAACCACUUUAGUUCAGAAACUUGCAAAUAUGACUUUCAGCGCGCCUCUCCAGGAUUUCAAGAACAUGUAUAGGUGUUGCUGCUGUCACGUUAGGACAGCCACUAUCGUUCUGGCUAUUUACUGGAUGGUUUUAUGUGCUUCGGCACUGAUUUUUGAAAUUGUGGUCAUUACCAAUGGCAGUGGAUUUUGUAAGUAUUUUCAGAGUGAUUUUAAAUCUGCUGAUCUUCCAAUAUCACUCUUGGUUGCAUUCACAAUGUUCCUCAUUGGUGUAUGUCUUCUCUAUGGAGCACUUAAGCACAGAGAAGUCUUCCUGAUCCCAUUCCUGGUUAUGCAGAUUUUGGACAUUUGUCUCGCUGUCUGGGCUGUCUUUUGUUCUUAUGUGGAUAUCCCUGCACAGCUGAAUUAUAAGUAUUCCAUGAUUUACAUGAUUUCUGCUGAUGGUGCUGCCCUUGGUUUGUCUACCAAGAAAGUGAUUAUCCUCACAGUUGUGGAAGUACUUCUACUUAUUUUUAAGGUUUACCUGAUUGAUUGUGUAUGGACCUGCUACAAAUACAUAAAGGCUCGCAAUCAAGCUGACGUUAGAAUGUACCCAGUUUUUGAAAUGUCCGAUAAGGUCAUGCUGCCAACAUAUGAUGAAGCCAUUAAGUUGCCAACCAAACAGGCACCUCCUCCUGCUUAUACAGAAGCUUAAUUUACCAACCCUGUUGAAGCAGCAGCAUUAACUUUAUUGGCUUUUCUACUCGUUUUUGCUAAUGACAUUUUGAGAGACCAUCUUCUGGAUCUUGAUUUGCAGCACUGAUUCAAAAUAUGUUAAGGGAGAUAUAAAAAUUUAACUGCAAAUAUAAUGAUCUUGUUGAAUCUUUUUGUCCUCUUUAGUUUGCAGUGUGAGAUUUGGUAUGUUUCACGUUGGCAUGGCCACAUGCAGAGUGUUUUUUGGAAGGAAGAAAGUAUUUGCUUCUGUAGAUGAGCUUUUAAAAUUAGAAAUAGCUAAUAAUAAUUUUUCAGAAUUUGUGUCCUGUCUGAUAUCUACUUGCAUUUACCAUUUGUAACACUUGGCAAAAAAUAUUUUAACUUAACAGCUUUUCUGCCCUGUUUGGUUAAUUUACUGAAAUGCUGGUAUAUUUGGUUACAGAGUGAAUUUGCUCUAGACAAUCUUUAUGUAGCUUAUCUCCCUGUUUUAUCAUGUUCUUGCUUUCCUGGGCCAUGCCUGCAGACCAGUUAAAACUUACUUGUAAGUGUAUCUGUUUUAACAAACCAGCAGUAGUAAAUGAUGCAUUAUGUUAAUAAUAAUGUCACAUUCACUUUUGUGCAUACUCUGCUGUGAGCUGUAAUGAGAUACUUAAAUGUGCUUUUUCAGAAAAGUGUUCAGAACACAAACACCAUCAUCACCAUCACUCCUCAUUGUACCAGCGGCCUGUGUGGUACUAUUUGGAGCAAUUGCCUGUUUAUAGAUACAUUUUUUUUCCUGGACUGGCUCCAGUGAUGUGAUAUGUCAGCAGAGUUGUUGGUGAAUAUUUUCAAAACUGCUUUCCAAAAUCAGGUAUGAUAUUGAGUAAGUGGGGUGAAGUAAUCUAUGUUUUUAAAAACUACUUCAGCCUGUUCUGUUGUGCCUUGUCUGUGCUGUUUCCAGAAAAUUCAGCAUUUGAGUAUGUUUAGGAGGAAAAAAACUCAUGGGCAUACUGUUUUAACAAAAUGUUUUCUGUGAGCUACUUUUGCAAAGCAGCAGCAUUUUUCCUGUUUGUCUUUUGCAGAUUGAUUGUAUAACAGAGUACUACAUUGAGAUUUAGCAGCAUUGUAAAGUUUUAAUGGCUGUAAACUUUUCUAUCCACAUUUUCUUUUUCCAUGUGUAAAAAAAAAAAAACUGUAGCUUCCAUUGUAUUGGGUGACAGAAAUGUAUCCGUUCAUUGCAUUACAUUUUUCAGGUUGCAUCUGAAAAAUAUUCUUCUGGAUGGCUCAUUGUUUUGGAUGUUUCAGUGUUUGGAAAAAAAGUUUUUUAAAUGAAGGAAAGUAUGCUGAUUAAAUCUCAGUAGUGAAAGAUUGUUUGUUGCUUCAUGCAUAUUGUCACGCAUAGUUUAAUUCUGCAUCUUUUGUUUCUACGAAGUAUUCAUGAGAGUUCAAAUUUUUCUGUGCCUUAAAUCUUUUAAAAUAAUAAAUAUAGCAACAUUU
Messenger RNA from Protopterus annectens (West African lungfish), 2300 nucleotides. RefSeq names its product lysosomal protein transmembrane 5 (gene LAPTM5). The transcript has 7 exons. Bases 163 to 825 code for a protein of 220 amino acids. Gene Ontology annotation, cellular component: lysosomal membrane. NCBI's taxonomy places the organism in Eukaryota, Metazoa, Chordata, Ceratodontiformes, Protopteridae. The record is from RefSeq and is a predicted model, not a curated record.